Messenger RNA from Vicia faba (fava bean), 2034 nucleotides. The record is from the annotation of a GenBank genome assembly. Lineage: Eukaryota; Viridiplantae; Streptophyta; Magnoliopsida; Fabales; Fabaceae.
AUGAUGAAAUUUUCAGGUUUGUCUAAUGGGGUACCCUUAUUGUGUUGGCCAUAUUUUUCUGAUCAGUUUUAUAACAAGACUUAUGUUUGUGAAGAAUUGAAAGUUGGGUUGGGGUUUGAGAAAGAUGAAAAUGGAUUAGAGUUAAGUGGGGAGAUUAAAAAGAAAGUUGAUCAAUUGCUUAGUGAUGGGGACAUAAGGUUAAGGUCUAGGGAGAUAAGGGGGAAAGUAAUGAGAAAUUUAGCACAGGUGGAUCUUCAGAGAGUUUCAAUAGGAAUUGAUGAUCUUUUAACAAUACCUUCAAAAGGAUGGCUAGUCCAAGAUGCUGAACAACAAAGUUUCAUUUUGGAAAAACAUAAUCAAUAUGGAAAUGUCCAUGCGGUAGAAAAAUUACGCCAAUCCAUUGAAAUAUGGUAUGCUACAAGCGAAUAUUUGCGACAACAAAUGAAUUCCAAUUUUAGGAUGACUGACCCCUUUAAUCCAGUCCAUAUCAUGUCUUUUUCAGGAGCUAGAGGAAAUGCAUCUCAAGUGUACCAAUUAGUCGGAAUGAGAGGAUUAAUGUCAGAUCCACAAGGACAAAUGAUUGAUUUACCCAUUCAAAGCAAUUUACGUGAAGGGCUAUCUUUAAUAGAAUAUAUAAUUUCUUGCUACGGAGCCCGUAAAGGGGUUGUAGAUACUGUUGUACGAACAUCAGAUGCUGGAUAUCUUACACGUCGACUUGUUGAAGUGGUUCAACACAUUGUUAUACGGCGAACAGAUUGCGGUACCAUCCGUGGGAUUUCUGUAAACACCCGAAAUGGAAUGAUGCCAGAAAGAAUUUUGAUACAAACAUUAAUUGGUCGUGUAGUGGCAGACGAUAUAUAUAUAGGUUCACGGAAUACGUCUUGGAUCUGCCGAUUGUGUUAUGUGCGGAGUCCUAUUCAUGGGGACCUAGUAGAAUUGGGAGAAGCUGUAGGGAUUAUUGCUGGUCAAUCUAUUGGAGAACCGGGAACUCAACUAACAUUAAGAACUUUUCAUACUGAUGGAGUAUUCACAGGGGAUACUGCUGAAUAUGUGCGAGCCCCCUCGAAUGGAAAAAUAAAAUUUAAUGAGGAUUUAGUUCACCCUACACGGACACGUCAUGGAUAUCCUGCUUUUAUAUGUAAUAUAGACUUGUAUGUAACUAUUGAAAAUGACGAUAUUAUACAUAACGUCAUUAUUCCACCAAAAAGUUUUCUAUUAGUUCAAAAUAAUCAAUAUGUAAAAUCAGAACAAGUGAUUGCGGAAAUCCGCGCGGGAACAUCUACUUUAAAUUUGAAAGAGAGGGUUCAAAAAUAUAUUUAUUCUGACUCAGAAGGGGAAAUGCAUUGGAGUACCGAUGUGUAUCAUACAUCACAAUUUAUAUAUAGUAAUGUACAUAUCUUACCAAAAACAAGUCAUUUAUGGAUAUUGUCAGGAAAGUCGUGCAGGUCUAAUACAAUCCAUUUUUUACUUCGCAAGGAUCAAGAUCAAGUUACCAUGGAUUCACUUUCUAAUGGAAAAACAAAUAUUUCAAAUCUUUUAGAAAGGAAUGAUCAAGUAAAACAUAAAUUCAAUACUUUUGGUACAAAAGAAAAGUGGAUUAGCGAUUCUUCAAUAUUGAAUCAAAUCAUAUGUACAGAUCAUUCGGAUUUAAUGUAUCCUGUUAUUUUGAACGAUACUUUUUGUUUCUUGGCGAAAAGGCGAAGAAAUAGAUUUCUUAUUCCAUUUCCAUUCCAAUCGAUUCAAGAACGAAAGAACGAACUAAUGUCCCCUUCCGGUGUCUCCAUUGAAAUACCUAUCAAUGGUAUUUUUCAUGAAAAUAGUAUUUUUGCUUAUUUCAAUGAUCCUCAAUACAUAAGACAGAGUUCAGGAAUUACUAAAUAUACAACUAUAGGAAUUCAUUCUAUUUUUCAAAAAGAAGAUUUCAGUGAGUAUCAAGGAAUCGAAGAAGUAAAGCCAAAAUACCAAAUUCAUGUAGAUAAAAAAAAAAAUUUAUUCCCGAAGAAGUGCAUAUUUUACCCGAAUCUUCUUCCCUAA